This is a messenger RNA of Schizosaccharomyces osmophilus, 621 nucleotides long. RefSeq names its product ureidoglycolate hydrolase (gene dal1). The transcript is spliced from 2 exons. Gene Ontology annotation, molecular function: ureidoglycolate lyase activity; ureidoglycolate hydrolase activity. The coding region runs from base 1 to 621 and encodes 206 amino acids. Gene Ontology annotation, biological process: allantoin catabolic process. The record is from RefSeq and is a predicted model, not a curated record. NCBI's taxonomy places the organism in Eukaryota, Fungi, Ascomycota, Schizosaccharomycetes, Schizosaccharomycetales, Schizosaccharomycetaceae.
AUGGAGGGCUCAUUCACUUCCAAAAACUAUCAACGUUUCAGUACGUCUCCAAUGGAUCAAAAAUUCCUUUCUCCUAAACUAUUUACACCUGAAAGCUUUGCUCCAUAUGGGACAGUCGUUCAGCCACAGGAGAACGGCCCUAUGGUAGUAGCAAACGGCGGUACAGCCAAGAAAUAUCUCGGAGUCUCUGAAUCCGAAAACAACUAUAAAAAAUCUUCUACUCCUUCCUCUAAAGCAACCUGGAAUUUCUUUUCCACCAAACCGUCCGUCUUUCCCGCCGAUGAAGAAUCACCAGCCUUUCAAAUAAGAGUUUUAGAAAGACACCCUUAUACGACGCAAACAUUUAUUCCUCUUUGCAGGGACGCUCAAGAAAGCAGUUAUCUGGUUGCUGUCGCUCCUGAUGCUCCUGAUGGGUUACCUGACUGGGAUCGCGUUGAAACAUUUGUUGCUAAAGGUUGUCAAGGUGUCACUUACGCCGCUUCCGUUUGGCACGCCCCCAUGGUUACUAUUGGAAAGGAAACUAUGCUAGUUGCAUUCAACUUUGAGAACGGAGUAGAUGAUGAUGACUGUCAGGUUCAAGCAGCUCCUUCUCCCUUGGAUGUCUACGUGAAGCGCGAUUAA